AGUGCUGGGAUUAGGGGUUGGACCACCAUGCCUGGGCUAGGCCCUGUCUUAAAGGGGGGUGGAGGCAGAAGGGAGGGGGAGGAGGAGAAGUAGCAGUAAUGGUAGCAGUAGUCCCAUAAACUGGGAGGUUUAUUUUAUUUUAUCAAUUUUUUUUUUAAACAGGGAGGUUUAGAAGAGGAGAAACUGCAGGUCAGCAGUGUCAGACGAAGGUGCUGCAGUGAGAGUCUGUCCAGGCUUCUUACAGCCUCCGCACCCCUGCACCCCUUGGCUUGUUUUCUGCAGGUGUUUUCGUUUUGUUGUUGUUUUUGUCUGUGUCUUCUCUCCAUCUUCCCUCAUGCAAGCCUCUGUCCAAAUGUCCCCUCUUUAUGUAGGUGCUACUGAAGCUGGGCUGGGACAAACCCUAAUCUUGCUUCAACCUGAGUUCCCUCGGUAAGGACCACGUUUCCAGACAAGGACAUAUUCUAAUUUACGAGUGUGUGGGGAGCACAAUCCAACUCCUCACAGGAACUGAACUCUGGCGAGUGUAGGCGUGGACUGUCACACCUGCGAAUCCAGGAGGUGUGGGGGGGCUCUAGGACUACCUGGGGUACAGCCGCCUGGCUGACUACCGGGUAAUCAGCACCCAGCCCCAGGGCAGCUCAGAUUAACUCCGACUUGCCCCGAGUGGCAGGCAGGCCGGCCGACGACCAACAGAGCUCAGCCUCUGACCUUCCCCACUGUAAUCCAGCAGGAGAGCCCUUAGCCGGACAAUAAAAUACAGGGGAGCAAAGUUACAAGCAUGAAGUAGGGCGCGUUCUCGGGGCUUUGCUUUAAGCAGCCCUCUGACUCCAAAUGCCCCGGGGACCAAGGCGGCCCCAGGUGGCCCUGCAGGAAGGGGCAUCCCCGGGAAGCCGGCUGCGGGCUCCGGGGCUGCUUGGGGGGUGGGCAGAGCAGCACGAACCCUCCCCGCGGCCGGGCUUUCCUCCCCAGGUCCGCCGAGUUCCCCAACAGGACGCCGCAGAAUGCACCCCAAGCGGGGGACACGACUGGGGAGGCGAAAAUCACCCCAUCUCUGCAGAUCUACGUUUAGAAGGUGCUUUGACGAGUGGAUGCUUCACCGUUGUCCGUAUUCAUCCCCGGACUCUGAUCUCUCCCAAGUGUUUUCCUUCUUGAUGUUGAUGUACAAAAGCUGUUAUUCGAUUUGUCUAGCUUUUAUUUGAUUUGUUUUGUGCUCAUUCUAGAGAGUAUUGGCUUAGCAGAACUGUAAAAAAGGGAGGGAAGAGAGAGAGAAAAAGGAUUAGAGGAACAGAAAAAGAUACAUCAUUUUCUGUCAGCAAGACUGUGCACAAUAUUUGUCAUGAGAAAAGAAAACAAGCCUAUGCCAACACAUGGUUCAAAUGCACUGAGAUUUAUCACCAAAGAAGACUGAGAAGUUGGAGAAUUGUUUCAUUGAACACACAGCACAGUCUUUCCAAAAAGUGAUCGUGUGUGUGUGUGUGUGUGUGUGUGUGUGUGUGUGUGUCUUUUUGAGACAGGG
Chinchilla lanigera (long-tailed chinchilla) is the source of this 1516-nucleotide messenger RNA. Its product is annotated as translation initiation factor IF-2-like. Lineage: Eukaryota; Metazoa; Chordata; Mammalia; Rodentia; Chinchillidae. The coding region runs from base 832 to 1152 and encodes 106 amino acids. The record is from RefSeq and is a predicted model, not a curated record. The transcript is spliced from 2 exons.